CCCACUCACCACCAGCACAGAGGAGCCAAGUAUUCCAUCUUCUCAUCUGCCUAGCCAGAGAAAGGAGAGGGAGAAAAAAAUGGCAUUCAAGGUGUUGAUUUCUUCUCUUUUCAUUUCAAUGGUGCUCAUCCAGUGUGCCUCCGCUUGCCCUUCUUGUGGUGAACCAUACAAGCCACCUACGCCCAAGCCACCAGUGUACAAGCCGCCGGUGCACCCUCACUACCCGGCGAACCCACAUUGCCCGGUCGACGGGUUCAAGCUUGACGCUUGCUUCAACUUGCUGCAUGGGCUCCUGAACGUUGUGCUCGGCCGCCCACCAAGUGGGUCCGAGUGCUGCCCCGUCAUCGCCGGCUUGGUCGACUUCGAGGCCGCUGCUUGCCUCUGCAAUGUGGUCAAGGCUGACAUCUUGGGUGUUCAUCUCGAAUUCGAGAAGAAGUUCGCCUUGCUGGUUAACACCUGUGGAUGCUCCAUCCCCAAAGGCUACAAAUGUGCCUAGACCAACGACGUUUACGCUUUUCUUCUUCUUCUUCUCCAGUAUUCUUGUUAUUCUACUUUCUAUAUUUUUGAUUCUGCUGUUUGAUUCUAGUGUUUGGUGCUCUACGGUGUGUGUGGUUGGAGUUCCAAUAAGCUGCUUACAUGCAGUCAGUGCAAGCAGUUGUCCUUUUCGUUGUGUUGGUCCAAUACUAUGUCCCUGCGCCUUUACCUGUUGAUGAGCAGGUGCUGAGAAGAGCAGAAAAAAAAAAAAAAAAGAGAAGGAACUUGAGUUAGCAACAUCUGGUCAUGUCAUGGUGGUCUCAGCUUUUACCAGAUGAAAUAGGUCCUGCCAGCCAUGAGGAAGAAGCAAGCUUUCUGGUGGAUCAGAGGACGUAGGUGCAGUAAGUCGUCGUCCAUCAUGUUGCUUUUGCAUUAUUAUUUCAAAGUCGAGUGCAAUUCUUUGUUGCCAAGUGUGAUCAUGUCAUGGUAUAAGAAAUGUUUGAUUUUCUCA
Messenger RNA from Nymphaea colorata (pocket water lily), 985 nucleotides. RefSeq names its product 14 kDa proline-rich protein DC2.15-like. Lineage: Eukaryota; Viridiplantae; Streptophyta; Magnoliopsida; Nymphaeales; Nymphaeaceae. The record is from RefSeq and is a predicted model, not a curated record. Bases 80 to 496 code for a protein of 138 amino acids. The transcript has a single exon.